Musa acuminata subsp. malaccensis (wild Malaysian banana) is the source of this 2366-nucleotide messenger RNA. Its product is annotated as protein SIEVE ELEMENT OCCLUSION B. Lineage: Eukaryota; Viridiplantae; Streptophyta; Magnoliopsida; Zingiberales; Musaceae. The record is from RefSeq and is a predicted model, not a curated record. Gene Ontology annotation, biological process: phloem development.
CUGCAGGUUUAGCCCUUUCGUUUGCCAUUGUUGCGGAAAUGGCGUCGACAGCAGCGGCGGCGGCGACUAAGAUGCAUCUGAUCAAGGGAGAUCGCCACCUCUACGCGAAGUCGGACGACAGCGUGGUAGUGAAGCAAAUCCUUGCAACGCACUCCCCCGACGGCCGUGACAUCGAUACCAUGCCGCUGUUGAAACUCGUGGAGGACAUACUGCAGCGGGCUACCCCUACUGUCAUCGUGACGCCGCAAGCUCAUCUGGAGCUUGUGGAAGACAAAGCGCAUCAUCUUGAAGUUGUGGGAAUGCUUGAAGCCCUGGCCUACACCAUCCACAAGAUAUCUUGCGAGUUGACCUGCAAGUGCUCCGGCGGAGGCGACGGGCACGCGACAACGUUAUCCCUGUUCAACUCACUAUCAAACUACUCUUGGGAUGCAAAAGUAGUGAUAGCACUGGCGGCGUUUGCUGUGAGCUACGGGGAGUUCUGGCUGACUGCCCAGCUCCACACAGUCAAUCCUCUGGCGAAGUCGGUGGCGCUCCUCAAGCAGCUGCCUGACAUUCUCGAGCACACCGAGGCCCUCAAGCCUCGGUUCGAUGCCCUCAACAACCUCAUCAAGGCAAUGGUGGAUGUCACCAAGUGCAUCGUCCAGUUCAAGGAGCUGCCUUCUGAGUACAUCUCGCCCGACGCCCCUGACAUGGCCAUGGCCUUGGCGCACAUCCCCACUGCCGUCUACUGGACCAUCAGAAGUGUCGUAGCUUGUGCUUCUCAGAUCAUUUCCCUCAUAGGCCUGGGUCAUGAGCAUGUCAGCUCCACCAGCGAAGCAUGGGAGCUCUCAAGUCUGGCUCACAAACUCAGCAACAUCCAUGAUCACCUCACCAAGCAACUUGAACUGUGCUACCGACACAUUGGUGAGAAGAAGAACAUUGAAGCAUACCAGACGCUGGUGCAUCUCUUCCAGACUGUGCACAUCGAUAACAUGAAGAUCCUCAAGGCACUCAUGUACUCCAAGGAUGAUCUACCGCUGGUAGACGGGACUACCAAGAGAAGAGUUAGCGUCGACGUACUGAGGAGGAAGAUUGUGAUGCUUUUCAUCUCCGACCUCGACAUCUCCCAGGAGGAGCUCUUUGUUCUGAUACAGAUAUACAGUGACACGCACCAAGGGAAGAUCGAACGGCACUACGAGAUCGUCUGGCUGCCCAUCAUCGACAGGCACGUUCCGUGGGGAGGUGCCAAAGAGGAGACCUUCAACCGCUUGGCUUCCAUGAUGCCGUGGUACUCGCUGCACCACCCCUCGUUGCUGGAGCCACCAGUGAUCAAGUAUAUACGGGACGUGUGGCACUUCGACAAGAGGCCAAUGCUGGUGGUGUUGGACCCUCAGGGGAAGGUCGUUUGCCCUAAUGCCCUCCACAUGAUGUGGAUUUGGGGAAGCCUUGCCUUCCCCUUCACCAGCAACAGGGAGGAGGCGCUCUGGAAGGAUGAGACGUGGCGGCUCGAGUUCCUGAUCGACGAAAUCGAUCCUGUGAUGCUUGGAUGGGUGAAAGAAGGCCGCCAUGUCUGCCUGUAUGGAGGAGAGGACAUCGAGUGGAUACGGAGGUUUACCACGUUGAUGAGGCGCGCGUCGCAGGAAGCCAGGAUCCCCUUGGAGAUGGUGUACGUGGGGAAGAGCAGCCCGAGGGACCGCGUGAAGAAAGCCGUGACGGUGAUCGCCAACGAGAAGCUGAGCGGCUACUGGCAGGACCCGGUGAUGAUGUGGUUCUUCUGGACGCGGCUGGAGAGCAUGUGGUACUCCAAGAUGCACCACGGCAAGACCGUCGAGAACGACCCCAUCGUGCAGGAGGUGCUGACGAUGCUGAGCUUCGACGGCAGCGACGACGGGUGGGCGGUGGUCAGCCGGGGUUCGGUGGAGAUGGUGAAGGCGCAGGGGAAGAUGAUCAACAACUGCCUCGAGACGUUCGACAAAUGGAAGGUGAGGGUGGAGGAGGAGGGAUUCAUCCCGGCCCUGACGAACGCGCUGCAGCCGUUCCACACCCCGGAGCACUGCACCCGCCUCAUCCUUCCCGGAGACACGGGCAGGAUCACGGAGCAGGUGGUGUGCGCGGAGUGCAAGCGCCCCAUGGAGAAGUUCGUCCUCUACCGCUGCUGUAAUGAAUAGAGAUGACGGGGUUGGCCGACGGCAAGCUUGGAUUGAGGUCGUAGUGGAUUCACAAUAAAGAUGUGUGGGAGAGAAGUCUGUAGCUUUCUCUUUACUUUGUUUUCUGGUGUCUUCGAAUUCAGUGCCUGCCCUGUGAGUGAGUCUGCUCUCGAGUACGGCAUUGGUCGUCAACCUUCUCAGCUUUGUUUCCAAUAAUAAAACCAGUUGUCUUGUUCUUUA